This is a messenger RNA of Scedosporium apiospermum, 615 nucleotides long. RefSeq lists its product as uncharacterized. The transcript is spliced from 4 exons. Lineage: Eukaryota; Fungi; Ascomycota; Sordariomycetes; Microascales; Microascaceae. Bases 1 to 615 code for a protein of 204 amino acids. The record is from RefSeq and is a predicted model, not a curated record.
AUGAAGACUUCCGCCAUCACCGCCGUCAUCGCCUGGGGCGCUCUCGCCCUUGCCGCCCCUGCUCCCACUCCUCCUGGCAUCCCGACCGAGUCGACCGCCCGCACCGAGCUCGCCGCGCUCAAGGUGGCUGCCUCUGGCAGCGGUACUGGUUACAGCCGUGAUCUCUUCCCUCAUUGGCAUACCGUCUCGGGCAGCUGUAACACCAGGGAGUACGUCCUCAAGCGGGAUGGCACAGGCGUCGUGACCGACUCUGCUUGCGCGGCCACCUCUGGAACUUGGAAGAGUCCCUAUGACGGUGCGACCUGGACGGCGGCCUCUGACGUAGACAUUGACCACAUGGUCCCUCUCAAGAACGCCUGGAUCUCCGGCGCCUCCUCUUGGACCACCGCCAAGCGCGAGCAAUUCGCCAACGACAUCGACCGACCCCAGCUCUGGGCCGUCACCGACGACGUCAACCAGAGCAAGAGCGACAAGAGCCCCGAUUCCUGGAAGCCCCCUCUCACCAGCUUCUACUGCACCUAUGCCAAGAGCUGGAUCCGAGUCAAGAGCUACUGGGCCCUGAGUGUUACCUCGGCGGAGAAGUCGGCGUUGUCUUCCAUGCUGGAUUACUGCUAG